Messenger RNA from Daldinia caldariorum, 3290 nucleotides. RefSeq names its product peptidase family M28 family. Gene Ontology annotation, molecular function: metalloexopeptidase activity. Bases 167 to 3115 code for a protein of 982 amino acids. The record is from RefSeq and is a predicted model, not a curated record. NCBI's taxonomy places the organism in Eukaryota, Fungi, Ascomycota, Sordariomycetes, Xylariales, Hypoxylaceae. Gene Ontology annotation, biological process: proteolysis. The transcript is spliced from 3 exons.
GUGUCUCUUAGGGAUGUUUAUAAUCAUCCCUACCUAGAGCUUUUCUACCUCUCUUCACUGGUUCUCGCGUGUUCCAUUUCCUGCAGCCUUUUGAAAUAGUUUUGGCCGUAUCUCAUCCUAUAGGUGAACCGGCAGAGUCGGCCAACUUAGCCAACCUCAGCCAAUCAUGGCUGUAUCAAACCCGGUCGCCUUUAAGCCACUCGUUGUAACAUUUUGGACCACAAUCGCUUACAUCGCCCUGCUCGUUCCGCUACUCAUCGUGCACGAAACCGUCCCGCCUCCUCCAAGCAAUCCAACCCUCUACUCCGGUCUCAAUCUCACAAAAUCUUGGCUUGACUUAACUGUGAUAUCCCGCGACUACCACCCAUUCAACAGCCGGAAGAACGAUGAGGUCCACGAUUGGCUGUUACUGGAAUUAAAUAAUAUUAAAAAGCGCAAUAGGGCGAACGAUUCGAGCUUGGUCGUAUUCGCGGACAAUACUUCAAAUAUAACUACCGCCAACAUCGUAUUUGGGACGUCAAGUUCCACUGGCACCUACUUCGAAGGCACAAAUGUUAUAGUAUACAUUCGAGGGAAGGAUGAUCCACAGGGUCCUUGGUGGGAGGAUGGCGCCGUAACGUCGGACAAAGUCAUAGGGAAGGGAGGCGUUUUGAUGAACGCCCACUACGACUCCGUUUCUACUGGAUACGGUGCUACAGAUGACGGGAUGGGCUGCGUCACUUUGAUAGCACUAGUCGACUACUUCUCCCGACCAGAAAACCGACCUCAAAGAGGUAUCGUUGCCCUGUUCAACAACAACGAGGAAGAUGGUCUAUGGGGUGCUCAAGCCUUCAUCAACAGCCCUCUUCUACCUUUCUGCCACACCUUCUUAAAUCUCGAAGGCGCUGGAGCUGGCGGCCGGGCUAUUCUAUUCCGUACAACUGACGCCGAAGUAGCCAAUGCCUACAGGGGCACUGAGAACCCAUUCGGGACUGUAAUCUCAUCUGAUGCAUUUAGCCUUGGUGCUAUAAAAAGUAAUACCGACUAUAUAGUCUUCGAUGGAAUUUUUGGCUUGAGAGGUUUAGAUAUGGCUUUCUACCGACCGCGUGCCAGGUAUCACACUAAUCAAGACGACGCCAAGCACGCAACUAGAGCCAGUCUCUGGCAUAUGCUCAGCACCUCUCUUCACACGAUGCAAAGACUCUCUGGAGAUACUGGUGAAACAUUCAUUGGCGACCGUCCUGACGGAGAUCGAAAGAAAGCGUGGAAUGGCAGAGGAAACGAUGGCGUCUGGUUUGAUAUAUUCGGGCAGACGUUUGCUCUUUUUGCACUGCGGACUUUCUUUGCGUGGUCUCUUACUUUACUAAUAGCCUCGCCCCUGAUCCUUCUUGGCCUGACGUAUAUCCUAGUCCGCAACGACAAAUACUACUUUUUCUCGUCAAGUCGAUCUGCUUACGAAGGAUCAGAUCUUGACCCGGUUAUGCUAGGUGGUCGAAAAGGUCUAUUCAGGUUUCCUUUCGCCUUAGUCGUCUCGGGGGCCUUGGUUGUCGGUUCUGCAUUCCUCAUAACAAAGAUCAAUCCGAUGAUCAUAUACAGCAGCGAAUAUACUGUUUGGGCUAUGAUGAUGUCGCUUUUCUAUUUUUCCUUUUGGACCAUCAUGGCAGGUGCAAAUUUCGCUCGCCCCAGUGCCCUUCACCGAGGAUACUCCAUUUUCUGGUUAUUUCUCAUUGCAUGGGCUCUUUCAGUCGCGAAUACUGUUUUUGAAGAUCGCUUUAGAAUUGCGGCUGGAUAUAUAUUCGUCUUUUUCCAUUCUGCCGUUUUCCUGGCCUCUUUCGUUGGGCUUUGCGAAUUGUUUGCUCUUCCUACGAAGGCGUCGUUUGCGCAGCGAGUACACGACGAACACGAGAUCAGAGAUCAUCUUACUAAUGUCCCGCAUGCCGAUGCGUCAAUCUCUCCGAGCCGAGAUGAGCUCGCUGCUAAUGGUAACGAGAAUGAGGAAGAUGAGGCCCAAUCCCCAACAACGGAAACAACACCUCUUCUCGGUGGUAGUCCUGCAGACACUCGUCGAACGACAUUUGCCACUACAUACCGUCGUUCGAUAUCGGCAAUCAUAAAUAAAGCGAAAUCAAUCGAUAGCGACGAACACCGCCCGUAUGACCAUGAGCAGCUGUGGUCGGCAAGUCUUCCAAGUUGGCUUUGGUCUCUUCAAUUCCUCAUUUUGGGACCGUUCUUGAUCGUUCUUAUUGGCGAGCACGGCCUAACAUUGGUGGCCUCCGUUUCCCAGACAGGUGCUGAUGGAUCGAGCCUCCUAGUCCCAUACCUUAUGAUAGCAUUUUUCAGCAUAUUUCUACUGUUGCCUAUUACGCCAUUUGCGCAUCGGGUCACUCACCAUGUACCGAUGGUACUCCUCGCGGUGUUCGUUGCUACAUUGGUCUACAACUUGGCAGCGCCCCCAUUUUCCGAAAGUAACAGAUACAAAAUAUAUUUCCAGCAAACUGUGGAUUUGGAUACUGGUGCGACGAAAGUACAUUAUGCCGGCCUUAAAGAGUAUGUCCAACAGACGAUUGCUGAACUACCAUCAGCCGCCGGUAAAGAAGUCGAGUGUACUUCUCGAGGGAGUCUGCGUAGUGGCCUAACUACAUGUUCUUACGACGGUUCAGAAGUCCCUCCUAACGUAGUCAAGACACUUCCUGAUGGAAUCCCACCACAGAAGGGUUUUAGUGACUGGUUGCAUUUCAAUGUCACGCGCGCAAAGGGCGGGACCAAAGCCAGAUUUGAGAUUGAUGCGAAAGAUAGUAGGUCAUGCGCGAUUGCGUUUGACAAGCCCAUCUCCUCAUUUACAGUCAAUGGCAAUGAACCCCACGAGCGUUUUGGUGCCAUACCGGAAGCAGGACUGACUAAAAUCAAGCUCUAUCGACGGGAUUGGACCACGCCGUGGAAAGUUGACGUUCAAUGGGAGGCCGAUUCACCUGAAAAUGCUGGGAUUGAUGGCAGUGUCCUCUGCAGCUGGGACGAUGUGAACACCCCUGGUACGAUUCCUGCCUAUGAUGAGGGACUCAAGUAUUCCCCUACCUGGGUAGCUCUCACCAAGUUGACGUCAGGUUUAUGUGAAGGGAGGAAAGCGUUCAAGGCGUGAAAGCGGGUAGAUGUAUUAUUGCACGGCACUGAUGAUUCUGAGCGAGGAUGACGCAUCUCCUCGCCAAUAACAUAGGGACGAUCGAUUUGACAACUUACACCGGUUUCUUUUGCAUAGUGCUCGUUAGCAACGUCGAGUAUCUUAAUGUUACGGGCCACGAAAUGAACGAGGUGCA